Danaus chrysippus (African queen) is the source of this 210-nucleotide messenger RNA. NCBI's taxonomy places the organism in Eukaryota, Metazoa, Arthropoda, Insecta, Lepidoptera, Nymphalidae. The record is from the annotation of a GenBank genome assembly.
UUGGGAACCACAGAAUCAGAUAUCGAGUUGUUUGAAGAUAAUCCCGAGGAGUAUGUGUGGCGUGAUAUCGAAGGUUCAGACGUUGCGACCAGACGCCGCGCCGCCUGCGACCUGCUGCGGGCCCUCGCAACACAUUACGACGAUAAAAUGAUGGCCAUCUUCGGACAGUACGUAGAGGUCAGUGAAUUGAUUUAUUACUCACUAUUAUAG